This is a messenger RNA of Drosophila eugracilis, 2010 nucleotides long. It is a transcript of the gene Idh, whose product is annotated as isocitrate dehydrogenase [NADP] cytoplasmic. Gene Ontology annotation, molecular function: magnesium ion binding; isocitrate dehydrogenase (NADP+) activity; NAD binding. Gene Ontology annotation, cellular component: peroxisome; cytosol; mitochondrion. The transcript is spliced from 2 exons. Gene Ontology annotation, biological process: isocitrate metabolic process. Bases 406 to 1758 code for a protein of 450 amino acids. NCBI's taxonomy places the organism in Eukaryota, Metazoa, Arthropoda, Insecta, Diptera, Drosophilidae. The record is from RefSeq and is a predicted model, not a curated record.
CGGCGAUAACGAUUACAUGUUUACGCGUUCACCGAGUGCUUAUUGUUUUCCCUCUUGUAACAUUUUUAAUUAAAACUGCUGCUUUUUUAAGUACGUCAAGUUUUGUGAGAGUAGCUUAUCAAAGUCCGCGAGCUAAAUCUUAUCUGUCCGGCUAUUUACUAGGUUGUGAUUACGCCGAUUGCGCAACCAUUUGAUUGUACGGUACACGGAGAGUCUCAAACUGCAGCGAAUAACGGCACUUUACAGUUAUCAGUUACAGUUAGGACGCGGGUGACGCCUACAGCUUUUGUCCGGUGAUUUCUCUUUUCUCCGGGGUUCUAGUGUCGUUGUUUCACAUUGGUGACAAACAAUUUCGUCUCUCGUUUCCAGUCGCCGUUUCAUUCAUAAUAAUUACAAACUUGUAAAAUGUUCGCCUUACGCCGCACAGCCGCAAUGAUGACGUCGGUCCACCGGCAGACGCAACUCAACCGGGCCGUGUUCCGUGCCAAUUUUGCCAUCAGUGCCGCGAUGGCCCAGAAGAUUCCUGCCGGACCCGUUGUAGAUGUCCUUGGAGACGAGAUGACCCGAAUCAUCUGGGACUCGAUCAAGGAGAAGCUCAUCCUGCCUUUCCUAGACAUCGAGCUGCACACUUACGAUCUGGGUAUUGAAUACCGUGACCAGACUGAGGACCAGGUGACAAUUGACUGUGCUGAGGCCAUUAAGAAGUACAACGUCGGUAUUAAGUGUGCCACCAUCACUCCCGACGAGAAGCGCGUGGAGGAGUUCAAGCUGAAGAAGAUGUGGAAGUCGCCCAACGGAACCAUCCGUAACAUUCUGGGAGGCACCGUUUUUCGUGAGGCCAUCAUCUGCAAGAACGUGCCCCGCUUGGUGUCCGGCUGGCAGAAGCCCAUCGUGAUCGGUCGUCACGCUCACGCCGAUCAGUACAAGGCUGUGGACUAUGUGGUUCCCGGUCCCGGCAAGCUCUCGCUUACCUGGAAGGGAGCUGAUGGUCAGGUGAUCGAUGAGGUGAUCAAUGACUUCAAGGGCCCCGGCGUUGCCCUAGGAAUGUUCAACACAGACGACUCCAUCGUGGACUUUGCCCACGCCUCUUUCAAGUUCGCUUUGGACCGCAAGCUGCCCCUGUACAUGAGCACGAAGAACACCAUUCUUAAGAAAUACGACGGUCGCUUCAAGGACAUCUUCGAGGACCUGUACAAUAAGCAGUACAAGAAGGAGUACGAGGCGGCGGGCAUCUGGUAUGAGCACCGCCUCAUCGACGACAUGGUUGCUUAUGCCAUGAAGUCCGAGGGUGGCUUCGUAUGGGCCUGCAAGAACUACGAUGGUGAUGUACAGUCCGACUCCGUUGCCCAGGGAUACGGUUCUCUGGGUCUCAUGACCUCUGUGCUACUGUGCCCCGAUGGCAAGACCGUAGAGGCUGAGGCCGCCCACGGAACUGUAACUCGUCACUUCCGUUUCUACCAGCAGGGCAAGGAAACCUCCACCAACCCCAUUGCCUCGAUCUUCGCCUGGACCCGGGGACUGCUGCACCGCGCCAAGCUGGACAACAACGAGCCGCUGAAGCAGUUCGCUGAGACCCUGGAGCAGGUGUGCAUCGAUACCAUCGAGGGCGGUGCCAUGACCAAGGAUCUGGCUAUCUGCAUUAAGGGCAGCAUCAACGCUGUGGAGCGCAAGGACUACCAGGAAACUUUCGAGUUCAUGGACACGCUUGCCAAGAACCUGGAGGCCGCCCUGGCCAAGAACGCCGCCGCCGCCAAGUGACUAGCCGGCUCACAGUCCGAGCCGCAGGCCUCGCACCUCUAAGGAACCACUCAGGGAAGCCUCGUCCUCGUUACCAUUUUCACAAUAUUGUCAUUCGUUUAUGUAGAUGUGCAUGUCCUAGGUUAACUAUUUGUGUCCUCGAUGCAUGUUUCACACUCUUUCAUUGUCUCUGCGAGACGCCUAAAAACCCCUGAUUUCCCCUUAACGUCUAACGGAAAAAGAAAUUUCAAAUAAAUGUAUUUUUGUACUGGA